Messenger RNA from Nematostella vectensis (starlet sea anemone), 1410 nucleotides. Its product is annotated as voltage-gated hydrogen channel 1. Gene Ontology annotation, molecular function: voltage-gated proton channel activity. Lineage: Eukaryota; Metazoa; Cnidaria; Anthozoa; Actiniaria; Edwardsiidae. The record is from RefSeq and is a predicted model, not a curated record. Gene Ontology annotation, cellular component: plasma membrane. Bases 239 to 874 code for a protein of 211 amino acids. The transcript is spliced from 8 exons. Gene Ontology annotation, biological process: proton transmembrane transport.
UAAUUCCUAACACAUAACAAUGACAGUACAUCCGGUAUCAAACUACCAUAUGAACACUCGACUUCGCAAGGCGAUGCGCCAAUUUAAAACUCUCCCAACAUUCCUGUAAAUUGGGUUUCAGUGUCGAAAUACACUGGUUUAGAGGGGCUUAAAGGGUAUUUCUCUAAGUGAGGAGAUCUAGACGAGUUUCGUUGACAUGAGAGUUUGAUUCCAUAAGACAGGUGUACGAGGCAGCUCAAUGGCGGAGAAAGUCGAGAGCGUGGAGCAGACAGCCGAAGAUGGCAAGCGACAGACGUUCCAAAACCUGAACCGACGCCGUAGCACGAAGGAAUGGAUGCAAGGGGGAUGUGGAAUUUUAAGGACAUCACUUGGGAAAAUGCUGACAGGGAUCACGUGGCAGUUUACAAUCAUCUUACUGGUCCUCGUCGAAGUCGCCAUCAACCUCGUUUUGAUGUGUAUCUCUCUGAAUGCCAUAAAUGAUAGCGAACAGCAUUUUGCAUCAAGGUUGCUCCACUUUGUCGGUAUAUCGAUUCUAGCGAUCUUUGCUUUAGAGGUGUUCUUGAAACUGUUCGCUCUUGGCAUCGAGUAUUUCAAGAUCGAGAAGCUUGAGAUUUUUGAUGCGGUCAUAGUUAUCACUGCACUGAUCGUCGAAAUCCUCCUAAGCGCAACACACACAAGCAAGGCUUGGAAAUCGUUAGGGUUUGUUAUCGGGUUGCGUCUCUGGCGAGUCUGCCGUGUUAUAACAAAUAUAAUCGAGUUUCGUGAAGAGUUGUACGAGUUGAUUGACGAGAGUGAUGGACGAAGUAAGCGGCCAACAAGUAGCGCCACAGAGACAUUGCACACCGAGAGGGAAUCACUUCACGAAACCAAGUAGAAUAAAACACACUACAAAACCACAGAGAGGGUACUUCACGAAACCAAGUAGAGUAUAACACACUACAAAACCAAAGAGAGGGUACUUUACGAGGCCAAGUAGAAUAUAACACACUACAAAACCACAGAGAGGGUACUUUACGAGACCAAGUAGAAUAUAUCACACUACAAAACCACAAAAAGAGUACUUCACGAGACCAAGUAGAAUAUAACCGCAUCACCGCCAUUCCUAGCCCCCCCCCCCCCUCCCCCCUCCCCCCUCCCCCCGCCUUCCAAAUCGCUAAAAGGCGGCUUCAAGGCAAUCAUAGCAUUUUUUCAGGACAUGGGUAAAACCACCACUAUAAGCACGACAAAAAAUAAUCUUAAAAGUGUAAGGGCUCAGAUUAAAUCGAAAUCAAAGUUAUAUGAAGAGAGGAAUUUAUCAACAGAUAAAUGAAUAAAAGAGAUGAACGUAUAACAGUAAAAUAAUUCAAAGAUUUUGAAAUAUAUAGACACUAGCUCUGGUGUACAGUGCAGAAUAAAAGAAAUAUGGUCCAA